Molecule: messenger RNA, 783 nt
Organism: Bactrocera latifrons
Lineage: Eukaryota; Metazoa; Arthropoda; Insecta; Diptera; Tephritidae
Product: mitochondrial pyruvate carrier 2-like
Exons: 3
Coding region: 95-472 (125 amino acids)
Biological process (GO): pyruvate import into mitochondria
Cellular component (GO): mitochondrial inner membrane
Molecular function (GO): pyruvate transmembrane transporter activity
Source: RefSeq, a predicted model, not a curated record
UUCAAUAAUGUAAGCAAAUUUCUUUCAGCCAAAAUCAAUCAAAUCAAAUAUAAAAAAAAUAUAAAAAUUGCAUUGAUCACCAAACGUUGUGACUAUGAGCGGAAAAGUAGGACCACUAUCGCGUAUCUACAAUGGUAUGAUAGGCACCGCAGAUAAAUUUGUACCGACGUCCAUGCGUCCGCUGUGGGAACAUCCAGCAGGUCCGAAGACAGUAUUCUUCUGGGCACCGAUAUGCAAAUGGGCACUCGUCAUUGCUGGCAUUGGAGAUAUGAACCGUCCCGCUCAUUCUUUAUCACUGAAUCAAUGUGCAGUUAUAGCCACAACUGGUAUAAUUUGGUCUCGGUACUCGCUGGUCAUAAUCCCUAAGAACUAUUCCUUAUUCAUGGUAAAUAUGUUUGUCGCAACUACACAGCUAUACCAAGUGGCACGCGCCUUAAAUUAUCAGUAUGGCUUAAAAGAUAAAUCGGAGUGAAGUGUGUUUUAUAAAAAAAAAAAAUUAAUAUUGGUCAUUCAAGUCUGGUGGGAAUGAAAAUUUAUUGAUCGUAAAAAGCACCCUUUGGUCGGUGCUCAACUUGAAGAAUUGUGAGAAAUAAGUCGAAUAAAUCCAAAAUCGAAUAGAAGCCAAGUUCAAAACAAGUGGAACAAAAAAUUAUCGCAUUAUAUAAUCUUGUUUUAUGUACUCGAAUUAGAUAUUUUCAGUGAGUUGUGCUGUCAUCAAUGUUUUAUACUUAUUCGGCUUCGAUAUAAAUUAAUCUUUAAAUGUAUUUUUUAGUAAUAGCGACU